AGCCAAUAGAGAAAAGUUAUGGAAGAAAUGUAAAGAGAUUUUAUAUGAAGCAGGUAAUAAAUGUGUGGAAGACAUUUUUCAACACGUUCACACUGACAGCAUAUUUUCAAAUGGUAGUGAAAUCAAAUAUUUUCGAAGAAAGGAAAUCUUGAAAAUGUUGAACAAUGCUGAAAACUUGAACGAAAAUUCAGUUCUAGAAGCUGAACGAAAUCAUUCGGAUCUUGUUCCAGCUGUAUAUGAAGGUGGUUUGAAAAUUUGGGAGUGCACAUAUGAUCUGUUUUCAUAUAUUAAUGAAUGUGAUAACGAUUUCACUAACAAAAAAGUACUGGAUUUGGGGUGUGGUGCUGGAAUUAUAGGUAUUACGCUUUACCUAAAGGGAGCCAACUGCUGGUUUCAAGACUACAAUUCAGAUGUUAUUCAGUUCCUAACUAUUCCCAACGUUUUACUGAAUUCUAGAGAUAGAAUACAGAACUGCAAGUUUUACUCUGGUGACUGGGAUUUUUUUGUUGACACAGUUGACGAGCCUUCAGGAGAUGAACAAAAUAAAUUUGAUUACAUAUUUACAUCCGAAACCAUUUAUAAUACAGAAUCUUAUCCGAAGCUACACAAAGUGUUCGAAAAACUGUUGAAGAAGACAGGUGUAAUAUUUUUAGCUGCAAAAUCAUUUUAUUUUGGAGUUGGAGGUGGCUUGUUUUUAUUUCAAGAUUUUAUAGACAAGCAUAAAAUAUUCAAGUACACUUCAUGCUGGAAAUGUAUGGAAGGAGUGAAAAGAGAGAUAUUAAAAAUACAAUUUCUUUAGAUUGUAAAAUUUCAAUAUAUUAUAUUUUUAUAAUUUU
Messenger RNA from Leptinotarsa decemlineata (Colorado potato beetle), 836 nucleotides. RefSeq names its product histidine protein methyltransferase 1 homolog. Gene Ontology annotation, cellular component: nucleus. Gene Ontology annotation, molecular function: protein-L-histidine N-tele-methyltransferase activity. Gene Ontology annotation, biological process: peptidyl-histidine methylation, to form tele-methylhistidine. Lineage: Eukaryota; Metazoa; Arthropoda; Insecta; Coleoptera; Chrysomelidae. The record is from RefSeq and is a predicted model, not a curated record.